AUGGAUGAAUCUUUCCCUUACAUCAUUGUCCUCUUUCUUCUUACUUUACUUUCAUUCAAGUUCUUUUCAAAAUGCAAAAAUAGAACAAAUCAAACAAGUGCAAAACUUCCUCCUGGUUCAGUGGGAUGGCCUUACAUAGGACAAACCCUCCAAUUCUACUCUCAAGAUCCAAACGUUUUCUUCUUCACCAAACAAAAAAGGUAUGGAGAAAUAUUCAAGACGAACAUCCUAGGAUGUCCAUGUGUGAUGUUGGCAAGUCCAGAAGCUGCACGUUUUGUGUUAGUGACACAAUCUCAUUUAUUUAAACCAACAUAUCCUAAGAGCAAAGAACGUUUGAUUGGUCCCAGUGCUCUGUUUUUCCACCAAGGUGAGUACCAUUUGCGUUUGAGGAAGCUUAUUCAAAAGUCCCUCUCCCUCUAUUCACUUCGCAACUCGGUUCAAGACAUCGAAGCCCUAGCCAUUUCCACCAUCAAAUCUUGGAGUGACGAUGAAAAUGAUGGACGCAUAAUUAACACGUUUAAGGAAAUGAAGAAAUUUUCAUUUGAAGUGGGAAUUCUCAAAAUAUUUGGAAAUCUAGAGCCAAGGUUGAGGGAAGAACUAAAGAAGAAUUAUUGGAUUGUUAACAAUGGUUACAAUUCAUUUCCAACUCAAAUUCCUGGCACACAAUACAAAAAAGCACUCGUGGCAAGAAAGAGACUUGGAAGUAUUUUAAAGGAAAUAAUAAGUGAGAGGAAGGAGAAGAAGUUGGUUGAAAAUGAAAGAGAUCUUUUGAGUUGUUUAUUGAAUUGGAAAAGUGAAAAUGGAGAAAUGUUAAGUGAUGAUGAAAUUGGAGAUAACAUUAUUGGAGUGUUGUUUGCUGCUCAGGAUACUACAGCUACUGUCAUGACUUGGGUGGUCAAGUACUUGCAUGAUGAACCCAAACUUCUUGAGUCUGUUAAGGCUGAGCAGAAGGCAAUUUACAAGCAAAAUGAUGGUAACCUACCCUUGAGUUGGAAUCAAACUAGAAAUAUGUCAAUUACCAAUAAGGUUGUGCUAGAGAGUAUGAGAAUGGCAAGUGUAAUAUCAUUUCCUUUUAGAGAAGCAGUAGCUGAUGUAGAGUACAAAGGGUUUCUAAUACCAAAAGGGUGGAAAGCAAUGCCAUUGUUCAGAAAUAUUCAUCACAAUCCAGAAUUUUUUCCAGAGCCUAAUAAAUUCAACCCUUCAAGGUUUGAGGUUUCACCAAAGCCAAAUACUUUCAUGCCAUUUGGCAGUGGAGUACAUGCUUGUCCUGGAAAUGAGCUUGCUAAGCUGGAGACCUUGAUUAUGAUCCAUCAUUUGGUCACUAAGUUUAGGUUGGAAGUGGUAGGUUCACAAUGUGGGAUUCAAUAUGGCCCAUUUCCACUGCCUUUGAAUGGACUCCCAGCUAGGUGUUGGAGAGAAUCUACAGCAACUAGAAAAAGUAUCAAUCACAUCAUUGCUGAGAAAUAA
Lathyrus sativus (Indian pea) is the source of this 1467-nucleotide messenger RNA. NCBI's taxonomy places the organism in Eukaryota, Viridiplantae, Streptophyta, Magnoliopsida, Fabales, Fabaceae. The record is from the annotation of a GenBank genome assembly.